This is a messenger RNA of Cryptococcus amylolentus CBS 6039, 1539 nucleotides long. RefSeq lists its product as hypothetical. Bases 1 to 1539 code for a protein of 512 amino acids. Lineage: Eukaryota; Fungi; Basidiomycota; Tremellomycetes; Tremellales; Cryptococcaceae. The record is from RefSeq and is a predicted model, not a curated record. The transcript is spliced from 4 exons. Gene Ontology annotation, molecular function: hydrolase activity.
AUGGGCCCUGAUAUACCUGCCGAAGGGGAAUCGACCCAGAGAUGGGUGGACUCUCCAGCGGUGUCUCAGGGCGAGAUGGGGAAGGAGGCUCUGCGGGCUGGUAGCCAGGUGCGAGAUCGAUUACCUCGGAAGAGAUUUGGCCCUGGACAUGGUAAGCUCAUCCGGUGGUCAUUCAGGGAGCUGACUUGUGCAAAGGAAACUACGAGCUUGAGGCAUUCCCAUCCUGUUACCAUCCCCCCAGCCCCAGGCGACUUGGUCAGAGGACACAUCAAGGAGACUCUUCAGCAGCUGCACGAUUCUAGAGGAGCGUGGGACCCUCACUUUGUUUAUCGCAAGGCUCGGAAAGCCGCGGGGGCGUGGGGCGCCUGGAAUCUGGACGAUGGGCAUCAAAGAGAUUUUGGAUUCGAACCAGUGAAGGGGUUCUGGUUUACGGGCGAAAAGACAAGUCCUGUACAGCCCCCAACACCACGACUGGAAGACGACCCCGUCAUGCUCCAUUUCCACGGCGGAGGCUAUCUAUGCGGCACUGCCGCAGAAACUGACCUAACUUCUUCCAUAUGCAAGUCUCUCGUCAAGUACUCGCCCAUACACCAUAUCCUCUCUGUCGACUAUCGUCUCGCGCCGAAAGGUCCUUGGCCGCUACCAUUGAUGGACGCAAUCUCGGCGUAUCGCUGGUUGGUCAAGGAUAGAGGGAUUGGGGAAGCGGAUAUAGUACUGGGUGGAGACUCGGCGGGCGGUCAUCUGGCGUUGGCUCUGGCCAGGUGGCUGAGGGACGAAGGAGCCGCAGUGGGGCUGAACAUGCCGAGAGGUGUGGUUCUGUUUAGUCCUUGGAGCGAUCUGGGUUUCACGAAUGCUUGGGGCAAAGACGAGUAUAGGUUCAAUGCGGAUUCGGAUGUGAUUGACGACACUUUUGGGCCUUUUGCUUGUUCCCUUCUUAUGCGCGCUCAACCGAUUUCUCUUUGCUAUACGUCACCCUACGUUUCGCCUGCAGCGUCGACCAUCCCAACAGAAGACUUGUUUACAAACUUUCCCCCAACAUAUAUUGCAUACGGCAGCGCUGAGCGUCUCGCGCGGUCUAUCCAGACCCUUUUCAGGCGCCUGCAAAGCGGGCGUGUGAUUGUGAAACAGGCAGUGCAGGACAAGAUCUUUGUCGGACCCGACGCGGUGCAUGACUUUGCGAUUUUUCCUUGGAUGGAGGCAGAGACUGCAAUGAUGUAUGAGGAUCUCGAUGGAUGGUUGCGAGAGCUUUUGUCAACCGAGAUUGAAAUCGAGGACGAGGCGACAGAGGAAGCAGAUGCUGUCUCUCCGCUGGUUUCUGCGUCAGUCUUCAACAGCCCGAUGGACGACAGCGCGUCUUAUCGCCGAUUGAGUCGACAGAGGACAAGGGAGAGUCUGAAAUCAAACAAGUCCCCGGUGAUGGGGGCAACCCCCGAUUCAGGCAUGCUGAGGAUGGUAGAGGAUAUGAAGGGAGAAGGGAUGAGCAUGAUCGACAUUCCUAAACUAGACCUGGAUGCGCCAGCAUCUCGCAAAGAUGUGUAG